Rotaria sordida is the source of this 459-nucleotide messenger RNA. NCBI's taxonomy places the organism in Eukaryota, Metazoa, Rotifera, Eurotatoria, Philodinida, Philodinidae. The record is from the annotation of a GenBank genome assembly.
AUGAUUUCUUUCAUCGAUAUUGUCUCAUCGAUAUCGUGUUACAAAUGUUUGUCAAUUAAUGGAAGUAAUCCAUCAUGUGAAGAUCCAUUUCAAGGUGAUGUAACGGGUAAAUUAUCACUUCUUUAUACUCCAUGUUUAACUAAUUUACGUGGACGUAAUGGUUUAUUUCCUGCAACACAUUGUAUUAAACUAGUAGCCCGUUCUAGAGCACCUAUUCCUAUUCAAUAUAUGUAUCGAACGUGUGGCCGAGAUGAAGCUGAUGAUAAUGGAAUAACUCGUUCUAGUCAUUGUGGCUUUCUUAAACUUGAUUGGAUUGAUAAAAAUCAACGAUUUCGAGGUUGUUUAAAUAUAUGUGAUAAAGAUGCAUGUAAUCAAGCUUCUUAUUCUAUUUAUUCAAUAUGGAAAAUUAUAUAUUGUUUUAGUAUAUUAUUUAUAAUUUCAUUCGAGAGUUUUAUAUAA